CCUUACAGAGCAUGCGCAGUGUGCGCGUCUCGUUUAAAUGCCCAGGGUAAUACUUGAAGAAGACGGCGCGGUUUUUGAACGCACAGAAAGGGCAAUGAUGAACGACACGCGGGAGCCGCGGCUUGUGGAAGAUUUACUUAUAGAAGAAGAAAUCCUCCUCGAGGAAAUGGCAGAGGAAGAUGAAGAUAUCGACUUGUACAAUGAGGAAACCUUUGGAUUAGAUGUUGACUCUGCAGAUGAAGGGCAGGAGGAGAAGGAAGAGCAGUACUUCAGUAAUGACUUUGUAAAACGGGCAUCCGAAAUGUCUGUGUCAGAAACUGAUAAACAAGAACAUCCAGCAGCUGAUGUCCAGGUGAUGGCAGCAGGGACUAGAAGUAAAACAUGCCCCACAGUAAAAGUGCAGGAACCUGAUGAUGAAGCAUUACCUGAGACGAGGGUAGAGUCGCAAGAUGAAGAGGAGGAAGAACGAGAGCAAAGUCCAUCCGAGAUAGCAGCCGAAGAGCUGGGAGAUCCAGCCGUUAUGAAAGCGGGUCCUGGCAAACCAUCGCUGGAGAGUCUUGAUAGUGCUAUCCUAGACCGAGGAAUGGAAUCUCCAUGGCUACCAAUGGAUGCAGAGCUGGACCAGGUAAUAGCCCAGAUGGUAGAGGGAUCUCCAGCUGGCCUUGAGUUUAUAUCUAAGGAUUACAGAGGUUCGGGAUCUCUGCAGCAUCCUGAUAUUCGUCUCUCUUCUCCCAGACCCUUUAACCGGAAGCUAAUUCAGCAGUUUCAGAGGUCUCCCAUGGUUCCUCGUUCUCCUGCCUAUCUGCCUCGUUCAUUCACAUCACCUGCAAGAGCAACACCUUUGUUCAGCCCAUCACAGCCAAGAGGGUACAUGUCCCCAACUCCUUUCAGACCCAUGUCUCCUAAUGUUAGUACACCCAUUCGCCGUCCAGCGACCCCAAAGAUGAUGCAGAUGCGGUUUGGUGCUGCUUCUCCAGCACCAAGGACCCCGUCAUUCUACAGCCCAUCUACCAACACGCUCCCAAGAUUCAGAGUGCCUGGUCAUGUGACACAGCUCCAUCCUCAACACCGAAGAAUAUUGUACCAGCGUCAGCAGCGUGCCCAGAGUGCACCACGUAAAAUGCGUGACAUUCAGUUUGAUCCUUACGUCAAUCUGAUGACUCCGAAAGAGAAGGAGUGGGUGAUCAAAGUGCAGAUGAUCCAGCUGCAGAGUGAGAAUCCUCACUUGGACGAUUACUACUACCAGGCCUACUAUGAGAAGCUGGAGCGCAAAAUAGCAGAGGAGGAGAUGCUGGGAGACCGUCUGAAGAGAGAGCCAAAGAAACUCGUUACUCCUUACGUACAGAAAGCGGAUGCAUACGAGUCUGUUGUUCACAUAGAGGGCUCCUUGGGGCAGGUUGCAGUGUCGACGUGUUACAGCCCUCGCAGAGCGAUCGACGCUGUACAUGCUGCACUAGAUGAGGAUGUAAAGACGUUGGGUUACCAGAAACUGCGAGUCCUUUGCAGGACAGAGAAAAUGUUUAUGAUGUUACUGGAUGUGGAGGAAGUGGAGAGGAAAAUGUCCCACCUUCCUGGAGAGGAGCAGGCCAGGUUUUUGGAGAAACGAAACAACAAGGUGCAUCGAAUAUACUCCAUGCUGAAGGCGGCAGAAUGCAGCAAGGGGGAUGAAAUGGAAGAUGAAUUCCUACAGGUUCUCUCUGUUGGUAAAGGGAAGAAGCUAGUUUCCAGAUUGUUGCCCUAUCUGAACCACGAAGAAGCUGUGCAUAUCCUUCUCACAAUUGCAAGACAUUUGCCAUUCCUUUUCAAGAAGGAUGCGCAGGAUGAAGCACUCCCUGUCUUGUAUGAACCAUUACGAAUUGUCAUUGGAGGGUUAUCCUUUUCGGAAAUGAUCACAGUCCUUCAGGAAUUUGCCUCUCCACUGCCUGAUUCUGCAGACCUCAUGCUCACUUUGGCUCUUCACAAUAAGUUUGGGAUCUCAUUUUUGUAUGCCUUGCUGAGUCAUGGGGAGCGCCUUCUUUCAUCAGAUAUUCCAAUGGAGCCCUGCAUUGGAGAUUUUGAAAAAUGGACAGACAUCAUAUUCCUCGUUGCUAAAGAACUUUCACAGCUUUCUAAGGAUUGCAUGGUAGAACCACUGUGCCUUCCCAGCAACCUGCUGUCCCUCUUCUGUCGUUAUCUGGACAAGCAGACUGUCCAUAAAUUGGAAGACAAAAUGGAGUAA
Molecule: messenger RNA, 2218 nt
Organism: Protopterus annectens (West African lungfish)
Lineage: Eukaryota; Metazoa; Chordata; Ceratodontiformes; Protopteridae
Gene: PATL2
Product: PAT1 homolog 2
Exons: 17
Coding region: 38-2218 (726 amino acids)
Biological process (GO): deadenylation-dependent decapping of nuclear-transcribed mRNA; P-body assembly
Cellular component (GO): P-body
Molecular function (GO): RNA binding
Source: RefSeq, a predicted model, not a curated record